UUUUCCCCCUCUUCACUACAAUUCCGGCUCCGCAUUGCACUUCUCAUUGUCUCUUUUUUUUUUGUUCUUUCUUUUUGUGCUAGAGAGUGUAUGUGUAUUAAAUAUACAAUGUUGAUGGCUUUUGGAAAAUUAAAAGGAAAAAAUAAAGUCAAAAUCCAGAAUUAUUGUACAUGGGAUUUCCCUUGUGAAAAAUCCUAUUGAGCAACAAUAAACAACAACUAGAGGGAAUUCAGCCUUUUGAACUCCUACCGUUGUUGAGAAGAAGCAGUUAAGAGAAUCGUUUGCUAAUAUUAGCAUCAUCUUCCCUAAAAUUGCGACCCCCUUCUGGUUUUCCAUCUUUCUUUCUUCUCUCUUCUUGCACUGCAAAUCAUUUCGAUUUCCAACUUUGUCAAGCGGCCCCAUCUCUUUCCUUCUGCUCUUCAUCCCGUCCAAUUCAAGAGAGCUUUCGUUCGAAUCCCCGCGAGGAUCGCCCGUGCUUAACGUCGAUCUCGAGAUUCGAGCACCGAUAGCCCAGUUUUGGCAGCUGUCUUCUCGGGCGUUACCGUCUCCGGCGGUGGCGAGACAUGGUUAGCAACAGUUUUUGUUCAGUUUUCUGAUUGUGCAAGAGAAUUCGGGUGACGGGCAAGGAUGACGACCAAGAUGAAGGGCCUCCUCAAGGGCCUCCGGUACAUUUCUCAGAUAUUCGAUUCAGAUGACGAUGCGAAGGAACCGGAGAUGAUGAUCGGCUAUCCCACUGAUGUGAAGCACGUUGCUCACAUUGGCUGGGACGGUCCCGCCGUGAAGAACUCGCCAAGCUGGAUGAACGACUUCAAACCGUCGUCGCCGAAACAACCGUCAUCAUCCGGCGCCGGAGAUGACCAGAAGGAUGGUUCUUCUUUUGGCGGGGUUCGCGAAGAAUCAAGUAGAGGAAUUGUGGGGACCCCGAGUUACAAAAGCUCUCCGGCGACCGAAUCGUCGGAAAUACCGAAAUCGUCGAGACACCAUAACCAUUCAUUAUCAUCGGGCGACGCCGAAUCACCAACCAGGGCCAAGUCGGGGAAACACCGGCCACCGAGAAGAUCCUCCAAGGCCGAGGUACAAGAUGCGAGCAAGCCCACCACCACCCGACAGUCCAUGGACUCCGCCGCCGACACCGUCCCGUCACAACUCUCCGAUCUGCCCAAGAAAUCGAGGAGGAAGAAGCCCAAGGACUCCAGUGCGUCCGCGAGAUCGUCGUCGAGGUCAUUGAAACCACAAGGCAAGGACCCAUGCUCUCCUUCGGCCCACGAAAACGAGUCGCUGUCCACAAGAAGAAACGUACGAGAAGGCUCUCAGGGAGCAAUUGCAGUUGAAGAGGAGGAUGGGAUUGGACAUGGUCUAGUAUCUUGAUCAUUUCCUAGCUUUUUCACCUUGAUUUGCCGUAGUAUACCAGUUUGACACUCGAGACCCAACCUGAGCAUAGCAGACCAUUCGAACCAGGAACCAUCCGGACCGAACUGACCGUUUCUGAGCGAUUCGAGGGGGCAUUGGUCCAGUUCCCGGUUCCAUAAAAAUGGAACUGGUGAUUUUCGUUCCGGUUCCCGGUUCCAAGAUGAGAACCGAACCGACCGGACCGAACCAAUUAUAUAUAGUUUUAAUUGUUUGUAAUUUGUCAAAUAACAUAACCUGUUUAGUGUUUACU
Messenger RNA from Syzygium oleosum, 1660 nucleotides. Its product is annotated as CRIB domain-containing protein RIC7-like. Lineage: Eukaryota; Viridiplantae; Streptophyta; Magnoliopsida; Myrtales; Myrtaceae. The coding region runs from base 628 to 1368 and encodes 246 amino acids. The transcript is spliced from 4 exons. The record is from RefSeq and is a predicted model, not a curated record.